Messenger RNA from Ailuropoda melanoleuca (giant panda), 746 nucleotides. It is a transcript of the gene TPD52L3, whose product is annotated as TPD52 like 3. The record is from RefSeq and is a predicted model, not a curated record. The transcript has a single exon. Gene Ontology annotation, cellular component: cytoplasm. The coding region runs from base 57 to 746 and encodes 229 amino acids. NCBI's taxonomy places the organism in Eukaryota, Metazoa, Chordata, Mammalia, Carnivora, Ursidae.
GUCAGAGCAACGUCAGAACAGCCAACCACCCACCAAGGAGGCCGUUCCACCAAGAUAUGGAUCCAUCCCUCCCAGCAUCCCAAUCCACCAGCCAAGAGUUGGGCCCCACAGGUUUAGAUUUCAACUCUGCUGGACAAGAUUAUUUCUCCGCUGGCUACAUAUACGACUCUCUCUACCAAGAACUGGACCUGAACUCUCUUCAUGAAGAUCUUUCCCAGUCCGUGCCAGGCACCGUGACAGAGGCCUCAGCAGACACACAUGAAUCUCACCCUGCUGCCAAACCAGAGGAUCUCACAGAGGCUGAACAAAAGGAGCUCAAAUCCGAGCUCACUAAAUUGGAGGAGGAAAUUUUUACCCUACGCCACGCUCUGGCCACCAAAGAAAGAUGUUGCAUGGAGCUCAAGAGGAAGCUGGGCCUCAUAGCCUUGGUGGGGCUAAGGCAGAAUCUGUCCAAGAGCUGGCAUGAUGUUCAAGUCUCCAACGUUUACAUGAAACAAAAGACGUCAGCUGCCCUGUCCACCAUGGGCUCUACCAUUUGCAGGAAGCUUGGAGACAUGAAGAAGUCCGCCACAUUCAGAUCUUUCGAAGGUCUGAUGGGGGCAAUCAAGUCCAGAGUUUCGGGGGGCAGAGAGCUUGGCAGUGACAGCCUUCCUUCUUCAUCUGGGAGUGGAGAUGAUCCGCCCCCAUCUUCAAGGAGUAGGGAUGACCCGCUCCCACUUUCCAGGAGUGGGAAUGAUCUAGCUUAG